This is a messenger RNA of Fundulus heteroclitus (mummichog), 5680 nucleotides long. RefSeq names its product vir like m6A methyltransferase associated (gene virma). The coding region runs from base 34 to 5463 and encodes 1809 amino acids. The transcript is spliced from 27 exons. The record is from RefSeq and is a predicted model, not a curated record. NCBI's taxonomy places the organism in Eukaryota, Metazoa, Chordata, Actinopteri, Cyprinodontiformes, Fundulidae. Gene Ontology annotation, cellular component: RNA N6-methyladenosine methyltransferase complex. Gene Ontology annotation, molecular function: RNA binding.
UUGAUUACUUCCCGUCCCCAAAGUGAGGAAGCUAUGGCGGGGGAUACCUCAACGGAGCUUCUUUUUAUCGAUACUUUUAAGCAUCAGAGCGCUGAGCUAACCAACGUGGAUGUGGUGCGGUUUCCUUGCGGGGUCCUGAUCACAGAGGUCCGGGUCAUUCCUCCUGGGAUCAAAGCUCACAGUAACUUACCUGACAACAGAGCAUUUGGGGAGACGUCUCCUCAUGCCUUUCAGUUGGAGCUGUUCUUCAACAAUGUCACCAAGCCCAACAACCCCACCUUCAACAGACUGGGCAGUUUGGAAUAUGAUGAAAACAAGUCCAUCGUCUUUAGGCCCAGUGGAAAGGUGAACACAGACGGGCUGGUGCUGCGCGGCUGGUACACCAGCCUGACUUUGGCCGUGUACGGCACCUCCCAGCGCGCCCACGGACACGACCACAGUUCGCCUCCUCCGCCGCCGCCGCCUCCCCCGCAGCAGCCGAGCGGGCUCAAGAGGAUCAUCAAACAAGAAUGGGAAAAAGACGACCAGUAUAAUGGCAGCCCACCCAGACCAGCACCCAGAGGGCCUCGUACCCCACCUGGACCUCCACCGCCAGAUGAUGACGAAGAGGAGCAAGUACCAAUGACGGUGGGCGUGGUCAAAGAAGAACCGAGCCAGGGCCGCGACGACUACCUAGAAGCGGUGUCGCCGGAAAGGUCGCUGCCCGCGGACGAGCCUUUCUCCGACGCCGAGCAGGAGGAGGAAGGGGAAGAGGAGGAGGAAGAGGAGGGCCAGGAGGAGGAAGAAGCACGCACCGAGGGGAGCGCGCCGGAGGAGGAGGAAGAGGAGGAGGAUGACGGUGAGGACGAGGACGAGGAGGAGAUGGAGGAAGGCGACGAUGGUUACGAGCAGAUCUCCAGUGACGAGGACGACCUGGAUAACGGGAGCUUCAAGCUGCCCACCUUCGACAUUGACUACACCCCCGAGGACCUGGCCUCUGUCCCCCCCGUCCAGUACGAUCCGUACGAGCGAGAGCUCAAGCCGCUCGUCUACUUCUCCCCGCCUUACAAGACGCGCUUUGACGCCCAGCUGGAGAAGACCAGCGUAGAGGAGCCCAGAGAUGCCGGAGGAACAGAAGGAGCAGCGUGCGGAGAGGAGGCCGAGGCCGUGGCUCAGCUCAAAGAGCUCCUGGCUGGUACCGGGGAAGACAGAGACACACGCUGGGUCACUGCUUUGGAGGAGGCGCCCGGACUUCUGAACAAAGGUUUAGCCUAUCUAAUCAAACAGGGACAGGGAGAAGCCGAGGUUCGCGUUUUGGUCCAGUGGACUCUCCAGGCGUUGAGUAUGGAGAUCGCGCUCACGCAGCCGAUCGCGCUCAACCUCAGACAGUUAAAGGCCGGCGCCAAGCUGGCUUCCUGCUUGGCAGAGUGUCCGCAGGUUCUCGCCGAGCUGCUGCGUAAAGGCGCCCUGAACGUGCUGCUGGAGCUGCUCCACGCCGACCACGUCUCCUCCACCCUGAAGCUGAGCAUCCUCAGAGCUCUGGACGCUCUCAUCAGCACUCCUGCAGGGGUGGAGGCUUUCCUACAGGCAGGGAACGCAGGCAAGAGUGGCUAUCAGCGCCUGGUGCAGCUGUUCCUGCGUGAAGAAACGGUCCGCGUAAUAAACGCAGGCAACGCCAUUUUACAGAAGAGCCACAUGUACGAGGUUCUCGUCAGCCUGCAGCACGCGGCUGCGGCAUGCAGCGAACCCCAGCAGGAGGAGAUGGAGGAUUCGGAGAGUCCCAUGGAGGAGGACCCGCCGCUUAGCUCCUCCCCGGUCGGCGAGGCCGAGCUGGAGAGGCUGGCGGGGGUUUUUGAGGAGCUGCACCACCUGCUGGAGACGGCCCCUCACUGCAUGGUGCAACCCCCCGGGAAAGCGUUCCCAACUACGGCCAGGAUAACGGGACCGCCGGAGAGGGACAACCCUUACCCAACCCUCUAUAGGUACAUGCACGCGUGCCGAUUCCUGGAGAGCACCGUUGUGGUGCUGUCAGCGGCCGCCGCAGCCGGACACGUCGGCGUCACCCAGGCCGUCAGAGACCUCCUCCGCUUCCUGUCGCUCACGCAGUCCGGCCUGCUCUACCUCCUGGCCCAGGCCACGCCCACCAACCUCCUGCUGCGCAUCCUGGCGUCGGCGGCGGAGUCCGAGGGCGAGGAGAGCGCGCCGACAUCGGGGGAGGGGGCGCUGACGGGGCCCGGCUUCGGCGAGGAGGGUUUCUGCGUGUGGCUGAUGCAGGCGCUCCACGCCCUGCAGGGCGUGUCCGAACUCAUGAGCCACGUGGCCGCCGGGGGAGAGGGAGGCACGGGCCUGGAGGACGGGGACAACCCGGAGGUCCUGGGCAUGCUCCACGCCCUCUACCUGAUGACCUUCACGCAGACCGGCCGCAGCGCUGUGGCUCACGUUCUGAGCCUGGAGAACAACCUGUCCUGCCUGGUCACCCUGCUGCAGCAUCACAGCAAGGAGACGCAGGGUGAGGCCAAAUCCCGUAAGGCGGUGACGUAUAACUACGCGUGCAUGUUGGUGUUGAUGGUGGUGCAGACGUCCAAUGAGCUGCGGAUGAUGGAGCAGUUCGCCGCUCCACUGCUGGCCGUAGCCAAGGCAGACGACACCAAUGCCAAGCUGCAGGAGCUUAGUAAAUGGUUGGAGCCUCUGGAGAAACUCCGCUUUGAGAUCAGCAGCAUUCCCACUCUCAUCACCUACAUCAAGCAGAAUGUGGAAAACGUGCUAAACGCCGAGGGAACCGGGCUGGUCACCGCUCUGAGGGUUCUCUAUCACAUCGCCUGUCCGCCUCCUGCCAUUGAAGGUCAGCAGAGGGAUCUGAAGUGGAGUCUCGCAGGCGUCCAGCUGUUCUCCGGCGAGGGUCUGGACACGUGCGUGCGCGUCCUCCAGAAGCUGUGCGGCGUGCUGCUGCAGCCGUGGCGCAUGCUCGGCCACAUGGGGCCGACCCCGCAGCGCUGCAUGAUCCUCAGCAUCUGCAUCAGCACGCUCCGGCUGCUGCGCGCCAUGCUAACCGAGCUGCUCCGUGGGGGAGCCUUUCAGUUCAGGGACACCCGCGUGGCCAGCGUCCUGGUGACGCUCCACAUGAUAGUGUGCUCCAUUCCGGCCUCGGGCCGUCUGGACGGGGAGGAGACGAGGGUGCAGGCGCUCAUCGUGGACGUGCUGCUCACCUUCACGCAGGGCGUCAGCGAAGAGGUCACGCACACCGAAGAGACUCUGGCCAGUAACACGUGGUCUCUGAUGCUCAAAGAAGUCUUGAAUUCGCUUUUAAAAGCUCCUGAGGGUUUGUUCUCUGGCCUGACGCUGCUGUCCGAGCUCCUGCCUCUUCCUCUGCCGAUGCAGAGCACCCAGGCGUUAUCGGUCCAAGAUGUGGCCAUAGCCUUAAACACGAGGAAGCUGUGGAGCAUGCACAUACGGGUCCAGUGGAAGGUGCUUUCGGAGGUGCUGAGGUGCGUGUGCUCCACCAGCUGCCCGCCCCUCCUGACCAUGCUGAGGAGGGUCUGCGUCCAGUUGGCCGACCUGUCCUCUCCCACCGCGACGCUCGUCAUGAAGACCGUGUUGGAGCUGCUGUCCGAGGAGCUGCAGCCGGCCGAGGGGAAAAGCGUCUGCUGGGGCCAAGUCCUGCGCCUGCUUUCUCUGCUGGACGCUCUGGUGUCGCAGAGGGCUUGCAAGAGCUCCACGCUUCACCUGCUGUCCGGCUCCGUCUCCGGAGAGGAACAGGUGGCGGGCCUCUUCCCUUUGCUCCUGUCUCUGUUGGUGCCCCCUGCUGGUCACUCCUUACAGCAGCAGCAAUGCAGCGUGUUGGUGGGGACGAUAUUGCAGUCGCUGUGUGACCAGGACAUUUCCCUCGUGGUGCCUCCACCCGGCGAGGGCGUGUCCGAGGCCGAACAGCUGGCUAACGCGCUCCCAGGCCGAGAGAUGAUGUCCGCAGUGUGUAAUUCCCUCUUGGAGGUUUUAGGGAAUAAAGAGGCCAGCAUCCCUCUCCUCCUCACCUGCAUCAGGACUUUGACCUUCUUCACGGAGCACGACUACGGAAUCUACCACCUCAAAGCCACUUUGAGGAAACAUGGUUCUGAGGUGUUCUCGCUGUUGAAGAGGCUGGUGGUCUCCUUCAGCAAGGACUCGACAGAUCUGCUAUCGGCUCUGCUCGACUUUCUCAGGCAAAUCCUCAACACGGAGGCAACGUGCGCAGAGGAGGGCCAGGCGUCCAGCGAGGAGCCUGCCUGCGUUGCUCCUCGCUUGCUGUCAGGCUCCGACAUGAAAGCUCUGCUGCAGUGGGAGGAGGCGGAGUCACACCCGCUCACAACGCUGGAGAAGCUAAUGACGAAAACAUGUAAAGACGACGACUCCAUGGAGUCCAUGAUGGAGAACGUGGCUGUCCUGAAGCAGACGCUGGAAACGGCCAUGGAAACCGCUCCUGCCGCAGAAACGGAGCCCGUUCUGCCCACGCCCGAAACGCUGGCGGCUCAGUUCAACCACAGGACGGUGUUUAUUCUGUCAGAAGCUCUGGAUGAGCAGCUUAAAGCUCUCUGGUUUUCUCCUUUCCAAACCGAUGACAUUGAAGCAGACCUGGACAUGGUGAAGGUGGAUCUGGUGGGCCUGGCUCAGGAGUGCUGUCCGGAGCUGGACCUGAAGGCCGAGCUGGAGCGCUCCUUCCUGUCGGAGCCGUCUUCUCCCGGUCACACCAAGGUGACCAAAGGUUUCCGACUGGGCAAGCACAAACACGAGACCUUCAUCACAUCCAGCGGUAAGUCCGACUACAUCGAGCCCGCCAAAAGGGCCCACAUGCUGCCGGCGCCGCGCGGCCGCGGAGGCCGAGGGGUGUUCGGCCAGAACGUCAUGCGUCACCACGACAUUUUCCGCUCGCGCAAACAGAACACGUCCCGCCCUCCCAGCAUGCACGUGGAUGACUUUGUGGCGGCGGAGUUUAAAGACAUCGCUAACCCCCUUGGCAUUCUGCCUCCCAAACGUCUGCCGAAAAGCACGCCCAAGCCCCCCACCAGAGGACUGUUCACCGGCAACAGAGGCAGAGCCACGUUUCACAACCAGACUCGCUUUUUCACUCCGCCGCAGCCUAAAGGCGUCCUGCUCUCAGGUAACUAUCCACGGAGGGACGGGGGCCGCGGGUCUUCGUGGAGCGGCCAAGUUCCUGCUGUGACCCACAGAGGAACCUACAGCGAACCCCGCGGAGGUCAGAGCAACUUCGCCCGGGGGCCGAUGCCCUCCCGACAGCUGCCUGCGAGUGCUUACCGGCUGGCCAUUCGAGAUCGAGCCCCGCGGGGCAGGGGCGGCACAGGACUGUCGUGGCUCAGCGGGGGCGCAGGAGCCGCAGGAGGAGGAGGAGGAGGGGGAGGAGGAGGAGGGAGGGGAUCUCAGGGGAGCAAGUUCAGCGGCGGGGGAGGGAGCGGAGGUGGGCGGGGCAGACACGUGCGCUCCUUCACCAGGUAAACCCACCUGGACAGUGACUUCAGCCUCUCCUGGGCUACAAACUGACCAAUCAGGAUUCAUGUUUGCUGUCGACUUGGAAACGUCUUGGUUUGGUGUCACACCUGACUUUGUCGGGAUGUUUUUUUUUUUUUUUUUUUUUUUUUGUUACAGAAUAAAGGUAGCCGUAACUGAGUGUGUGUUUUUAAUAAGAAUAAAAAAUGGAGAAACUGGAGAAGAC